Oryza brachyantha (malo sina) is the source of this 1805-nucleotide messenger RNA. RefSeq names its product scarecrow-like protein 33. The coding region runs from base 1 to 1632 and encodes 543 amino acids. Lineage: Eukaryota; Viridiplantae; Streptophyta; Magnoliopsida; Poales; Poaceae. The record is from RefSeq and is a predicted model, not a curated record. The transcript has a single exon. Gene Ontology annotation, cellular component: nucleus. Gene Ontology annotation, molecular function: DNA-binding transcription factor activity; sequence-specific DNA binding. Gene Ontology annotation, biological process: regulation of DNA-templated transcription.
AUGGCGCCCCACUCACCUUCGCACUCGGAGGAGCAGCGCCACCUGCUUCAGCUCCGCCGCAUUCUCAUGGAGGAAGAAGAGGACCAUGCCUAUGGUGAUCACCCCGCUCUCCUUCACGUCCAGCAGCCCUUCGCCCAAAUCCUCUCCUCCUCCUCCACCUCCACCUCCACCUCCUUGUUGCCGGAGGAUAACAAUGGGGUCGUCUCGGCCAACCUGCUUGUCAACACGGACGACUACAACCCAGACAUGUUCAGGGCUGCCUUCUUCAAGGGCAUGGACGACGCCGGCAAGUUUCUGCCCACCCCUCCCAAGGAGAAAGCCGCAAGGGGCCACGGCGUUGAGGACGAGCUGGAUGUUUGCAGGGCGCCAACCAAAGUGGCGGCGGUGGAAGCCGAUACCAACGAGAUGUUGGACCAAAUGAUGCUCCACGGCUUUGCCAUCCCUAUGGAGGAGAAGGCCAGCAUGAACAAGUGCAACAAGAACAAGGAGGCGGAGGCGGUUGACCUGCACACGCUGCUGCUCCAUUGUGCCAAGGCGGUGGUGGACGAACGCCGGAGCGCGGCUGAGCUGCUGGAGCAGAUCAGGCAGCAUGCCUCGCCCACCGGGGAUGCCGUGCAGCGCCUUGGCCAUUGUUUUGCCAAGGGGCUGGAGGCCCGGUUGUCGGGCACGGGGAUCCAUGCGUACCGGUCGCUCGCCGCAACGCGGACAUCAACGGCAGACUUCCUCAAGGCCUACCAGCUCUUCAUGUCCACCUGUUGCUUCAGAAAGGUGGCCUUCACCUUCGCCAACAAGGCCAUCUUCAAUGCUGCAGCUGGAAGAAGCCGGCUGCACAUCGUGGAUUAUGGCCUCCAUCACGGCUUCCAGUGGCCGGAGCUGCUGCAGUGGCUAGGGGAAAGAGAGGGUGGCCCGCCGGUGGUCAGGAUCACCCACAUUGAUCUCCCACAGAGCGGGUUCCGACCAGCAAAGCACAUGGAGGAGAUGGGUACUCGGCUCAGCCGCUGUGCCCAUCAGUUCGGUGUGCCAUUCGAGUUCCGUCUUAUCGUGGCACCACAGUGGCAGAGCGUGUGCGUCGAUGAUAUCAACAUGGAGCCUGAUGAGGUGCUCACCGUCAAUGACCUCUUCAAUUUCAGGACCUUAAUGGACGAGAGUGUUGUGAUAGACAGCAAGAGCCCCAGAGACAUUGUCCUCAGCAACAUCGCCAAGAUGCGGCCGGACGUGUUCGUCCAUGGCACCGUGAAUGGAUCCCAUGGCAUCACCUUCUUGUCACGCUUCCGAGAGGCUCUCUUCUACCACUCUGCCAUGUUUGACAUGCUCGACGCGACGAUGCCACGGGAGAGCCAACUGCGGCUGGUGCUGGAGCAGGACAUCCUUGGGUGGGUCGCCUUGAAUGCCAUUGCUUGCGAAGGCGAGGACCGGGUGGAGCGUGGGGAGACAUACAAGCAGUGGCAGGUCAGGAACCAAAGGGCAGGCCUGAGGCAGCUGCCGUUGAACAGGGAGACUCUUGUCAUGGUUACCAAUAUGGUUAAGAAACAUUACCACAAGGAUUUUGUCAUUGAGGAAGAUCAACAGUGGCUUCUUCAGGGGUGGAAGGGCCGAAUCCUCUUUGCCCACUCUACAUGGGUAGCAAAAUGACUAGUCUAGCUCCUCGCUGCUACAAUUCCCUCCACGAUGGCAGAUAUAUUCCAUUCAAAAGAAAUAUUUUAUGGAUUACUGUGUGUUACUGCGUGAAAGAAAAUAAUUAUAGCUGUGUGAGUAAGCACUGUAUUCUUAUUGUUCUGAAAUUUUUGCAAGGAUAGUCAUAUAUU